CUCGCGAAGUGGGGGAAGUGGGGGAGACUGGCGUAUUCUAUGGGCGGGGCCUCUGCCAGCUGGCAGAUGUUUCCCGCGCGGCCGCACCAUUCCUCUAGCGUAAACCUACGCGACAUGAAAGUAGUCCCUUCUAUCGCGUUAAAUAUUUCUAACAAUAGCUCGCUAAGAAGUAUCUAGAUAUACCAGUGAUCUGUUGUAAAGCAGUAGGUAGCCUGUUUACAACUACCUGCAGAAAACUGUGGAAACGCAAUAUGAAACCAAAGAUGAGCUGGUGUGGGAUUGGUCCAAAGAGAGUCAUUGUCCAGGGCAGAGUACGAUGUAGAGUUCACCCUAACCGCGUCCAUUAAACUUUUCGCGAGUGCCUUGAAAAUGGUUUUCGAGCGUUUAAUACCGUGAAUCUUUGUGCACGUCUGCAAUUGUGUACCUGCAAAUGUUACUAUUGUGUUUUAUCAGAAUAGAAAAUCGAGACAACGAAUUUUAUUACGCAUUCGAUUAUAUUUUCAUUUAUAUAGUUUCACUACUACAGUGUGUGAGUGAUAUUUCCAUCGAUAAAGCAUCCUGGAUAAUAAUAUUUAGUAUGUGUCACGUGAUGGUUUUGUCGGCAUAUAUGUACAAAAUUAUCUUAUAAAUCGCGAUGAUGUUUAUAGGACGAUUUAUUUGAAAUGUAGUACUAUUUUAUGGAAUAUUGGACAUUAUCAAUUCAUAUUUUAAAUCUUCUAGUGAAAUUUAAGUACUUUGUUAAUAUUCUUAUUUAUGCGUAUUGAUAUUAAUUCCACUGAACAAAUAUAUACGAUUAAUUGAAGAUAUGUUAAAGUGCAUACACGAUAAAAAUAAGUUGUAUUAAAAAUUGAACGUGUUUGACAACAUUUAAAAUUUGCAAAGAUUUUGUACAAAUACAGAGUGACGCAUAUUUAUAAAAGAGAGAAAGGGGCACUGAAUGGACCAUAAAUGGUGACGGCCCUGAAGCCGGUGGCGGAGUGAUUCGUGGUACUCUGUGGGGGCCCUCAGCUGUUUCCCGCCAAAGAUCGCCAUUACAAAACGCGUUCGGGCGUUGUGUGUGCGCCGCGCGGAGUGGCUGUUCCGUGGACGAAUCUCGGUGCGUGCCACCGUGGUUUAAAAAAUUAAUUAACGAGUUCCGGAGAAUCCGCGUCAUAGGCGUGAGGUGUGCGCGUCAUUUUUGUGGAGUGUGCGAGAAAAGCCCGUCGUCUUUUCGCUGCCGCGACGACGGUUGCUGGGACGUGGAAUCGCGCGGCGGGAUUCUCAGUGUUGCGGACUAACGAGAUAUGUCAGUGUUUGGUAGUGAGGAUCGAAUUCUACUUGAAGAAAUUGUUGAAACCACCGAGGAACAAGAAACUAAUUUGUGCGGAAGCAUUGGAACAGUGGAGGAGGGCUCGGUGGCCACGAGCGUGACGAUCGCCGAGGUCGUUGAUUCGCAAGAGCAGCAGCAACAGCAAUCAAAGAGCAACGGCGCAGUAUCUCGCCGUGUUGCUGGUCAAAACGUUGCGCUGAGCAACGGCAAUAGUACCAGCAACGUCGGCCGUGUGACACCGCGAAGCCACAUGGAGCAGGAGAAGCGUAUGCGGCGAGAAAUCGCCAACAGCAAUGAACGACGUCGGAUGCAAAGUAUUAACGCCGGUUUCCAGUCAUUGAGGACGUUGUUGCCGCACCACGAGGGCGAAAAACUUUCUAAGGUAUGUAUUGCAAAUCUUGGAAACAUUAGCAUAAAUGAGUCACCGGUAUAAGAUGAAACUUGCAUUAUUUGUUACAAGGUGAGAUUUCCUUUUCAUCAUUCCUACCUAUUUCCGAACAACGUUCACGUAAUAUUUGCAAAAUGAUCACGAUUAAGCUCGAGCAAAUUCGUGGAAGUUAGGUAACAUC
Apis florea (little honeybee) is the source of this 1878-nucleotide messenger RNA. It is a transcript of the gene crp, whose product is annotated as transcription factor cropped. NCBI's taxonomy places the organism in Eukaryota, Metazoa, Arthropoda, Insecta, Hymenoptera, Apidae. The record is from RefSeq and is a predicted model, not a curated record. Gene Ontology annotation, cellular component: nucleus. Gene Ontology annotation, molecular function: RNA polymerase II cis-regulatory region sequence-specific DNA binding; protein dimerization activity; DNA-binding transcription factor activity, RNA polymerase II-specific. Gene Ontology annotation, biological process: regulation of transcription by RNA polymerase II.